This is a messenger RNA of Stylophora pistillata, 2839 nucleotides long. RefSeq lists its product as uncharacterized. NCBI's taxonomy places the organism in Eukaryota, Metazoa, Cnidaria, Anthozoa, Scleractinia, Pocilloporidae. Gene Ontology annotation, molecular function: protein binding. The record is from RefSeq and is a predicted model, not a curated record.
UGUUGUUUCGCAGAGUUGAUCCCAACAGUGUAAGAGCUUUUGCGCUCUACGAUGGUUUUUGAGGGUUCCAACAAGGACUCUCCGAAGACUCCUGGAAAAGGAAUUGUUUUAAAGAAGUCUCAAAAGUCUAAGUUUGAGAAGCAACGAGAGGCAGAAGUUGUCAGAAAUGCUCUCGAGCGAGGCUAUCUGCGCACUCCAACAACGAAUGAUAUUUGGGAAAGUAUCGGCGAAAAGUGCGAUCUUGAUGACGUAAACUACCUGAAUAUGAGUAGGAUAUGCCUUCAUACAGUUCAAACUAUUAACUGGUGCACGAGACUUCGAAUAUGCGUUUUGCAUUCCAACUACAUUUCUUCAUUUGAUUCUCUGUCAUCUUGUAGGGAUCUUGUUUACUUAGAUUUGCAUAAUAAUCAGAUAGCAAAACUCCCUAAUCACAAGUUUUGGGCAUCACUCAUCGAACUUAAGGUUGUUUUUCUACACAACAACAGCAUUUCUAAACUUGAUGAUGUGAACUAUAUGGCUGCAUCUCCAAGCAUUUCUAUUCUGACUCUACAUGACACUCCUCUCAGCUUGAAACCAAACUACAGACAUCAUUUGGUGAACAGUUUGUGGUCACUGAAAUCCCUGGACAAUUAUGUCAUUUCUGACGAAGAAAUCAUAGAGGAUUCAUCCUUUGGUGGUCGCUUUGCACCCCUACAAUCAAGUUUUUACUUUAACUGUUCUUGUUCUCUCACAAAGGAGAACACUUACAAAGAAGCUAUAAAAGAAGUUAACCGACUUACUGCUGAAGUGAAUGGAAUUCAGGCAAAAUAUUGCCCUGUGUUGAUAAUACAGAAAUGCAUCCGUGGACACUUGACAAGACUGAGGUUUAAGUUCAUUCAAGACACGAGAUUAUGGGCUGCAGUCUCCAUUCAGCGCUAUUACCGUCACUACAAAGGAUACACAGACGGGGGUACGCUUCCACCACCAACAUCCCCAGCCCCCAGCCGUUCCAACUCGGCCCAGACUAGCUUUGAUUACGAGGUGUAUUUGCAUGGAGUAAAACCCGGUUAUCCGAUCAGUCCCAGGACCUCCGCUGGGAGCUUUGCAAGAUGCCCACGUAGUCGUAAUGUGUCCAUUACCGUGGAACCUAUCGGAAGCAUCACUGAGGAAGGCGAAAGGAGAACAGAGGGAAGAAUUGCUACUUCCCCGGUAGAAGAUUUUGAGAUUCCAAGGAAAGACAGUUUCCCGGUCAGAAUUACUACUAGAAUUUCUUUGAACCUGAAGAAACUGGAAACUAGUACUUCUGACGUAAUUAGGGCUAAAAAGGAAGCUGUAACUAGUCACAAGAACGUGGGUGUGAUCGAUAUCAAGCUCAGAAAAAGUAUGAUUGAAAGUCGUGAGUCGAUGCGGAUCAAGUUAGCCACACGAAAUGACAUCCGAGCGAAGAGUAAGGAGCUGCAACAGGAGGAACAAAAAAUGGGAGAAAAAGAGAGAAAGAGAAAAAAGCCGGACCGAAUCGGCAAGUAUACCAAUGUACGGGUUUUCUUGGGGCGAGUUGUCGACACGCACCCGCGCACCGAAUGUGAACCAAACGACACCGAGCAUGAGCCGAAGAAACAACGAUUUCGUUUGUCGGGUCUUUGCCCCCCAAUUCUAACAAUUGACCCGCUGCGAGAAAUGCUUAUUUCUAAACAGGAGGCUGGAAGGGACGUUAGAAAGGCGGCAAGAGAAAUAGAAAAGAAAGCAAUUGAUGAACCGAAGAAAGUUGUUACUAAACGUCAAACGGUCACCACAGACCAAAGAUUAUUCAUCCGCACUCAUGGCACGAUGGGCUUGGCGUGUUUACGAGCCGUUCAGCAUGCCUACAGAGAAAGGGAGCGAGCUGAUGCUGUCUCUUCAAAAGCCGUCGCAGUGGCGCAGAUAAGAGAAGACCGCGAGCAAGCUAAAGAACGGGUCAAGAUAUUUAAACAGGAGUACAAGGAGGCAUCGCUGAGGAGGAGAGUUCGAGAUGGUGUGAGGACCGCCGAGGCUCUCAAAGAGCAGCAAGCGAAGGAAAUUAUUGAACACGAACGGCUGUCGACAGCACGAGCUGUCACUGCGGAGCAACUGAAAUCCAGACGGGCGGAUUGGGCGUUCAUAUCAGACUUCAAUUGUCAGCACACGUCCAUCUCCAACGCGUUGCAGCGCCAUGACCGCGCCUCACAGAGAGGCGAGCGUGUGCAAGAAAUUGAAGAUACCGUGCGUAAGGGAAAAGAAGUAUCACAAGAUCAACAAGCUUUGGUACGUCGAUACAUGGAACACCGGCAGUUGUUACGUCAAGCUGAGACGGCCAUGGCACGGGCUGAGCUGGAUUCGCAAUUGACACGGGAAGCCAGUCAGCGCAAGGCGGCCGCAAAGGAGCGCGUGGCACAAAUAAAGGCGCGAAAUCAGGAUACACAGGAGUUUUAUUGUCCGCCUGUGACGCAUGCCCCGGCGAGACUUCCUCCUCUGGCCGUUAUAUCGCCGGAGCAAACGGACGUCUGGAAUGAUUUGGAAAAAUUUAAAUGGACUCCGGCCAGUCACGAGCGCUGCUUUUCUGAGCCUUACGGUAGAGUGGUAUCUUCAAGAAGACAGCGGAUGUACUCACUAGAGCCCACGUAUGGCAUGGCAUGAUGUAUGAAAACAUGGAAAAUGUAAUUUGAACAAAAUGCAGUGUGUUAUUUACGUAGCUAGCUAGAGAUUCGAGUUUCUUUUUUAUUUAAAGAACACUGUACUUGAUCGAUGGGGAAGUUUAAGUACAUUCCGACAUUGCGGAUUAAAGAAAUUCUUAUUUAUUUAAACCAGAAUGUAUAAUAUAAGUAGCGAAAACUGGCUUGUUUGU